Molecule: messenger RNA, 922 nt
Organism: Paralichthys olivaceus (Japanese flounder)
Lineage: Eukaryota; Metazoa; Chordata; Actinopteri; Pleuronectiformes; Paralichthyidae
Gene: gra
Product: granulito
Biological process (GO): negative regulation of translational initiation
Cellular component (GO): cytoplasm
Molecular function (GO): eukaryotic initiation factor 4E binding
Source: RefSeq, a predicted model, not a curated record
GUGAGUUGACGCCGGUGAGAGGAGCAGGAGCAGGAGGAGCACGCAGCAGGAGUCCUGAGAAUCUGCAGGUUUAAAACCAGUUUGAACCUUCGUGGUACCAGAAUGGAGGUAUCAAGGAGAAGAGUUUUCCAAAAACAUCUGGAACCUGCGAGACCCCUGCGUCGCUGCUACUCCAUUGACAUUGAGCCCAACACAAAUGGUGCUACAUGUGCUCAGGCGCUGAUGGAGGAAGUGGAUCCACCGACAAACAUAGGCAUAGAGCAGUUCCUCAAGAUAGUCAACCUCCAAAAACAGAAAGAAGGCAGAAUAUCUUACACAAGAGACUUUUUAAUUGCUUUGGCAAGUUGUCCUCAUUCCAGGAAGAAACCAAAAUUCCUGCCAGAGCACCCCAUAGUCUUAACUGAGGCAAGAGAGCCUGGGAACCUGAGUCUUCAUGAAAUGAGAUUGACCCGCGGGAAAGAGGAAAUGGCAGCAGAAAGGCUUCUCUCCCCUUAAAAAAUUUACACAGGUGUUCCCCCAAAGAGUGUUUCUGUAUUUUUUCUCUCAUUGCUUUUCUUGUUGAACGUUAUUUAACUCUUUAUUUAACUUGUGACAUUUUGCAUUGCAUGUUUAUUAUUUAACGUCUUGAGGUGAAGUUUCACAAAGUGUUAAUACUAACCACCACUUUAUUUGCCUAAGUAUGAAGAUUGCAUUUUUGCUUACAUUUUCUGCUGUGUAUGAUUUUGACGAAGUAUUAAUAUUGUGUAAAGUUGUUCUAAAUAUAUUAAUGGAUGCUUUUCAAGAAACGAUGGGACGAGUCUGUCACUACAGUAGAGUCAUAAAACUAAAAGUGAAGUGAUUAAAGUGAUGUUUUUCAUCAGCAUUUGGAUUUAACAUGUCUGAAUUAACAUGUCAAUUACUUCUCUCAUAAAAGAUGGUUUGA